Molecule: messenger RNA, 2688 nt
Organism: Arvicola amphibius (Eurasian water vole)
Lineage: Eukaryota; Metazoa; Chordata; Mammalia; Rodentia; Cricetidae
Product: phosphatase and actin regulator 1
Exons: 13
Coding region: 104-1777 (557 amino acids)
Biological process (GO): stress fiber assembly; cell motility
Molecular function (GO): actin binding
Source: RefSeq, a predicted model, not a curated record
UCCCUUGCUUCCAAAACGGGUGGCCUCCCAAUUCGUGGGAGAAGCCGUACCCCUUGGAGACCCCGGGCUCUGUAAAGCUGAGGAAGUGGAGAGGCUGGCGGCCAUGCGUUCUGACUCGCUGGUCCCUGGUACGCACACCCCACCUAUCCGGAGGAGGAGUAAGUUUGCCAACCUGGGAAGGAUUUUCAAGCCUUGGAAAUGGAGGAAGAAGAAAAGUGAAAAGUUCAAGCACACAUCAGCAGCUCUGGAAAGGAAGAUAUCGAUGAGGCAGAGCAGAGAGGAGCUGAUCAAGAGAGGGGUCUUGAAGGAAAUCUAUGAUAAAGAUGGCGAGCUCUCUAUUUCGAAUGACGAUGACUCCCUGGAGAAUGGACAGUCCCUGAGCUCCAGCCAACUGUCUUUGCCUGCCCUGUCAGAAAUGGAGCCUGUACCAAUGCCCAGGGACCCCUGCUCGUUUGAGGUGCUCCAAGCUUCAGAUAUCAUGGACGGACCAGUGUCUCAAGAGAGUCCCUCUGCCAGUGAGUCUGGAGUCCUCCUGUCCCAAGAUCCUUCAGCCAAACCAGUUCUGUUCCUGCCCCCCAAAAAACCUGCUGCUUUCUCUGGAGACCAUGAGGAGACCCCAGUGAAGCAGUUGCCCCUUCUCAAGCAGCCCCCGGCCCUGCCUCCCAAACCCACUGCCAGGAUUGCCAACCACUUAACAGAUCCUGGCGCCCCUGUGAAAUUGCCUUGUCUGCCAGUGAAACUGUCGCCUCCGCUACCUCCAAAGAAAGUCCUGAUCUGUAUGCCUGUCGGGGGGCCGGAGCUCUCCCUGGCAUCCUACGCAGCCCAGAAGAGCAGCCAGCAGGCCGUGGCCCAGCACCACCACACUGUCCUGCCAUCCCAGAUGCAGCACCAAUUGCAGUAUGGCAGCCAUGGCCAGCACCUCCCGUCCUCUACCGGCACCUUGCCCAUGCACCCCUCAGGCUGCAGGAUGAUCGAUGAGCUGAACAAGACACUUGCUAUGACCAUGCAGAGGCUGGAAAGCUCCGAGCAGCGAGUCCCCUGUUCCACUUCUUACCACAGCUCUGGUUUGCACUCGAGCGACAGUGUCACAAAAGCAGGACCCAUGGGCCUUCCGGAAAUAAGACAAGUGCCAACCGUUGUGAUCGAAUGCGACGACAAUAAAGAGAAUGUGCCUCAUGAGUCCGACUAUGAAGACUCAUCCUGCCUGUACGCCCGGGAGGAGGAGGAAGAGGAGGAGGAGGAUGACGACGAUGCUUCAUUGUACACCAGCUCUCUGGCCAUGAAGGUCUGCAGGAAGGAUUCCUUAGCCAUCAAACUCAGCAACAGGCCCUCGAAGCGAGAGCUGGAGGAGAAGAACAUCCUCCCCAGACAGACUGAUGAGGAGAGGUUGGAGCUCAGACAGCAGAUUGGCACCAAGCUCACCAGGCGGCUGAGCCAGAGACCCACCGCAGAGGAACUGGAACAGAGGAACAUUCUGAAGCCUCGGAAUGAACAAGAAGAGCAGGAGGAGAAGCGUGAAAUCAAGAGGAGGCUGACUCGCAAGCUCAGUCAAAGGCCCACGGUGGAAGAACUUCGCGAGAGGAAGAUCCUCAUCCGCUUCAGUGAUUAUGUGGAGGUGGCAGAUGCCCAGGACUAUGACCGCAGAGCAGAUAAGCCAUGGACGCGACUCACAGCUGCGGACAAGGCUGCCAUUCGGAAGGAGCUCAAUGAGUUUAAAAGCACUGAAAUGGAAGUCCACGAGUUAAGUAGACACUUGACAAGGUUUCAUCGACCUUAACAGUGGGAUUACUCUCGAGUGCUCUGCUGUCUUCAAAACAUAAAUUUAUAAGAACCAUAAGUGCUGGCAUUUGUCCACUUCCCCAUUACGAUGUAAAUCUGAACUGCCUUUUUUUAUAAAAAAUGAAAAAGAAAAAGAAAAGAAAAAAAGGAGAAGAAGAAACAACAAAGGGAAACAAUCAGGAUUCUGUGUGCAGGAAACACCAUGGUGACCACUCCUCAGUCAAAGCUGCUGGCACUUCUGCUACGGAGAGGUGUCCCCGCCCCCAGCAGGGCCCUACCUGAACACUGUCCAGAGACUGCCUCACCUGCCCCCAGCCGGCCAGCAGGCACCACAUUGGUUCAGUCUUCAGUGAACCCUUCCUUGCAAGGGACUGUUGCCUGAGUUCAAAGAAGCCCAGGGCAGCGGGUUUGGCAUGGGUGUGGCUAGGCCAAAGUCAUGAUUCAGCGGACAUAAACUCUGUUGGUCGCAUAGGCUCCCCGUGGGGCAUUGAGAGGGUCUGGAAAGGGGAAAGACCUCUCAGUUGCCCCGCCCCCCGACACACACACACACACACACACACACACACACACAGAGCCUUGUCCUGGGGAAGCCUGUACUGGCCUUUGGUCCUGAGCAUGUGUGCUCUCUGUAUAGGAAGCUGAAACUGAGCAUCUGCUUUGACCCCCAGCCGGAACUGAACUGCCUUCCAAAAGACUGAGGAAUAGUGGCUGCCUGCUCGGUUCUCAUUCGUUGACCAGCUUGUGUUUGGAAAGCCCAGUGCCAUGGGCGAUCCACACAGAAAUGCCAUUGCUAAGGUUCCCUGCGGUAUUCAUGAGUAUGAGCUGAGCUGAGGCUGGGUGGGGUCAGGAGCUCCACUUGGCCCCCAUUUUUCAUUGGCCUUGUGACACCCCUGGGACAGGAUGAUGUGG